GCCCGGGACUCAUCUUCUCACGUCGGCUCUCCGCCCCUCUCGGGAGCCUCCUUUUCCCUCGGCUCCUCCCCGCCCCUCCGGGGACCUCUCCCCCAUCCCUGUCCCUCCCCCCACCCCGGAGGCCGGGCUGGACCGGACCCAGAGCCGCCACCGCCCGCUUCUGCCAUUCAAUGGAGGACGGUCCGCUGGAGAUCAUGACCAAGGACGGCGGCGACAUGCCGGCACCUUUGGAGGUGUCCACCGUGCCGGCCGUGGGGGACGUGAUCUCCGGAGAGUACAACGGCGGCAUGAAGGAACUGAUGGAGCACCUGAAGGCCCAGCUGCAGGCCCUGUUUGAGGACGUGAGGGCCAUGCGGGGGGCCCUGGACGAGCAGGCCUCGCACAUCCAGGUGCUCUCGGACGACGUGUGCGCCAACCAGCGGGCCAUCGUCUCCAUGUGCCAGAUUAUGACCACGGCGCCCCGCCAAGGCGGUCUGGGCGUGGUCGGCGGCAAGGGGAGCUUCCGGGGUGCCCCCCAAGAGCCGGAGACCCCUUCGCCUGGGAUCGGGGACAGCGGUAUGCUGGGUCGCGAUCCUGAGGACGAGGACGACGAUGAAGAGAAGGAGAUGCCCAGCUCCGCCACACCCACUAGUCACUGUGAGCGCCCCGAGAGCCCCUGUGCUGGUCUCCUUGGGGGGGACGGGCCACUUGUGGAGCCCCUCGAUCUGCCCGACAUUACCCUGCUGCAGCUGGAGGGCGAGGCCUCUCUGUGAGGGGACUCCGAGGGGCACUACUUUCCUGGGCUGGCUUUGGGUUUCCGAGUGCAUGACGCGAGGGGACUGAACGGUGCGGUGCAGCAUGCUUCACUCCGACUGCUGUUCUUGUGGGUCAGGCAGAGUGACUCCCUCGAGGAAGGAUUUAUAGGGUGAAGGACUUUGGGAGCAUCAAGAAUUCUUUCUGCCUAACCAAGGGAGACAAUAGCAAACUGCGGAAAGGUGAGGUUCCGGGAGAGGAAGCGCCCAUCUCUGGACUCCCAUCCAUCCCCUACCCCGCCCAUUCCCCCUCCCCAGCCAACAGGAGAACCCCUGAAUUGUGUAAAUAAAAUUCUGCUUUUUCUAUUCUGAAAAAGGACUUAUCUAGGACUAUGGCAAAUAAUCUCUAACGAUUUACCUAAAAAUUAAGGAAUUGGGGGUAUUCUGUUCUGGCAACAGAAAAUUUACCCUUCUGCUGAAAUCCAAGAUAUUCAGCGCUCGGCAGAAGCCUCUCCCCCUCACAGAUCUCUGCGGCUGCUGAUUGGUAAAGGAAGCUUAAGGAGGGAACUGCAGCCCUAGGAAUCUGGGUGAAUGGGGUUCCAAGGGCCCCUGGGCUGGGAGGAGCUGGCUAUGAAUGUGCAUGAAGACAUAAUAGCUCAACCUCUAGGAUUCUUGCAUGCAGAGCGGAUCCUGCCUUGUCACUGACUUCAUCUGGGAUUGCUUUAUCCACCCACUGGGGCUUAGAGAACAAAGAGCCCAGUACACAGGCAGAGACUUGGGGGUGCUCAGCAGCAGCCCAGAUUUAGGGGACAUUUGAGGGACUCUUGGGGGCCGCAGCCAAAAACUGUCUCUCUCCUGGCUAUACCCGCUUAACUUCAGUUCCUUUUCCUGUCAAUUUGUCCCUGCCCGCUGCCUCUCGGUGUUGCCUCCAUAAUGUCCUGUGUGUGUUAUGUGUGUUGACUUGUGUAGUAGUGUGUGAGCCCUGAGGGGCAGGGCUUGUGGCUCUGGUGUUAGGUUCAGGGGGCUUCAAACCCUUCUGUGAGUCCCCGGCUAUCAUGGCGCUUUCCCCUCUUUUUUCCUCUUUUCCCCCACAACCAGGGCAUGGAGCAUGUGGCUGUCCUGAGGUUCUUAACUGAUGUGCCUCCCUCCCACCUCCUUAAGUAGUGACUUUGUGUGCCCUUUCUCCUCCGCUGUGUAUUCCUUCUCAAUGCUUUCCUUGGUGUUAACCUUAAUAAAGAGGCGUCA
Messenger RNA from Neogale vison (American mink), 1976 nucleotides. It is a transcript of the gene CCDC184, whose product is annotated as coiled-coil domain containing 184. NCBI's taxonomy places the organism in Eukaryota, Metazoa, Chordata, Mammalia, Carnivora, Mustelidae. The transcript has a single exon. Gene Ontology annotation, cellular component: cytoplasm. Bases 171 to 752 code for a protein of 193 amino acids. The record is from RefSeq and is a predicted model, not a curated record.